Molecule: messenger RNA, 1995 nt
Organism: Menidia menidia (Atlantic silverside)
Lineage: Eukaryota; Metazoa; Chordata; Actinopteri; Atheriniformes; Atherinopsidae
Source: the annotation of a GenBank genome assembly
CUGGCAGGGGCACUCGCUGUUCUGCAGAAAGACCAUGUCGCCCAGCACGCCAUCAAGCUCUACCGAAGCAAGGCGACCACACACAGCCACGGCUGGGUGGCCAGAAACUGCAAGCGUCUGGUGGGUCUCCUGAAUCAGAAGAAUGUGGCUGUUAAGAAGCUGGCAGCGGCGGCUGAUGCGGUUGGACGUGACCAAAGCCUUUCAGAGCCGGAGAAGCACUUCCAGGUUCACACUCUGGAGGUGUUGCAGAAGGAGCUGAACGAGAGUGAGCACCUGGUUUUCCAGGCGAUGCACAGCCUGCAGAGGGCGCUGCAGGGAGACUACAGGGAUGUGGUCAACAUGAAGGAGAGCAGCAGACAGAGGCUGGAGGCCCUCAGGCAAGCAGCCAUAAAGGAGGAGCAGGAGUACGUGGAGCUGGUGGCCGCUGAGAAGCACCAACUGGAGGCCGUGAAGAGCGCCCUGGCCCAGAACAAGUCUCUGUCCAUGCUGGAUGAGAUUCUGGAAGACGUGAGGAAGGCAGCCGAUCGACUAGAGGAAGAAAUUGAAGAGCACGCCUUCGACAACAACAAACAGAUGAAGGGGGUGAACGUGGAGGCGGUGCUGAGGGUGGAGGAAGAUGAGGAGAACGGAAGGAAAACGAAGAACAAGUCCAGACACAAAGAGGCGGAGAACGACCUGGGCCUGAGCAUGCUGAUCGACUCGCAGAAUAACCAGUACGUUCUGACCAAACCAGGGGACUCCACGAUGCCGAGGGCCGACCCCCACUUCAUCAAGGACCUGGUCUCAGUGGUGAUGCUGUCUCUGCCCUGUGGCUGGAUUUGCACGCUGGUCGGUCUUCCUCCCAUGUUCGGAUACAUCAUCUGCGGGGUGCUGCUCGGCCCCUCUGGUCUAAACAGCAUCAAGUCAAUGGUCCAGGUGGAGACUCUGGGCGAGCUGGGCGUGUUCUUCACGUUGUUUGUGGUGGGCCUGGAGUUUUCCCCCGAGCGUCUUCGAAAGGUCUGGAAGACCUCAGUCCAGGGGUCGUGUUAUCUGAGUCUUCUGAUGAUCGGAGCCGGCCUGCUGUGGGGACAAUUACUGCACAUUAAAUCCACGCAGACUGUUUUCAUCUCCACCUGUCUGUCCCUGUCCAGCACUCCGUUAGUGUCCCGCUUCCUAGCAGGAGGAAGCAGGUUGGACAAGGAAGGUGACCUGGACUACGGCAGUGUUCUCCUCGGGAUGUUGGUGACGCAGGAUGUUCAGCUGGGCCUCCUAAUCGCUGUCAUGCCGACGCUGAUCCAGGCACAGAGUGGAGACUUGGACAACAGCCUUCUGUUGGGAGGCCUGCGGGUGCUGUAUCUGCUGGCUCAGGUCCUGCUGUCCCUGGCCGCUGUGCUGCUGCUCUGUUUGCUGCUCAAGUCAUUCCUGAUCGGUCCCUUUUACAAGAAGCUUCACGCCGAGAGCAAAGGCAACAAGGAGAUCCUGGUGCUCGGGAUGGCAGCUUUAGUCUUUUUCAUGUUGACGGUAACCGACUUUAUGGAUGUUUCCAUGGAGCUGGGCUGUUUCUUGGCUGGAGCUUUGCUGUCCUCGCAGGGCCACAUGGUCACAGCGGAGGUCCUGGGAUGCAUCGAGCCCAUCAGAGAUUUCCUCGCCAUCAUCUUCUUUGCGUCUAUUGGUCUUCACAUCUUCCCGACAUUUGUGCUGUAUGAACUCACCAUCCUGCUGGUGUUGACCCUCACUCUGGUCAUUAUGAAGUUCAUCAUGGCUGUGCUGGUGCUGUCCGUCAUCUUGCCCCCGAGCUCACGACACAUACGCUGGAUCGUCUCAGCGGGUCUGGCGCAGGUCAGCGAAUUCUCCUUUGUCCUGGGCAGCCGCGCACGUCGAGCGGGAAUCAUCUCCAGAGAGGUCUACCUGCUGGUGCUCAGUGUCACCACCCUCAGCUUGCUGCUGGCUCCGCUGCUGUGGAGAGUCACCACACACAAAUGGGUUCCUCGCACAGAACGCAGAACCAUCACCUGA